AGUGCGCAGGACGGGGAGCGGGAGGGAGGCCGCGGGGGGGGGGUCGCCAUUACGCGGAGCGGAGCAGGCCUCGCCUCCCGCUUGUUGCGCCGCUACCGUUUAGCGGGCCUGGGAGUCGCGGGCCUGCGAGAGCGGCGGGGCCCGGCCCGGCCCCCGCCGCCAUGGAGGAGAAGGGCUUCGCCAAGGAGCUGGAUCAGUGGAUCGAGCAGCUGAACGAGUGCCGGCAGCUGAGCGAGAGCCAGGUCCGCAGCCUCUGCGAGAAGGCUAAGGAAAUCCUCACUAAGGAAUCCAACGUGCAGGAGGUACGUUGCCCCGUCACCGUCUGUGGAGAUGUCCACGGCCAGUUCCACGACCUUAUGGAGCUCUUCAGGAUCGGUGGCAAGUCUCCAGACACGAAUUACCUGUUCAUGGGCGACUACGUGGACAGAGGCUACUACUCGGUGGAGACGGUGACCCUCCUAGUAGCAUUGAAGGUGCGUUACCCAGAGCGCAUCACCAUCCUGAGGGGCAACCACGAGAGCAGGCAGAUCACGCAGGUGUACGGCUUCUACGACGAGUGCCUGCGCAAGUACGGCAACGCCAACGUCUGGAAGUACUUCACAGAUCUCUUCGAUUACCUUCCACUCACAGCUCUAGUAGAUGGCCAGAUAUUCUGUCUCCAUGGUGGCCUCUCUCCAUCCAUAGACACACUGGAUCAUAUCAGGGCUCUGGACCGCCUGCAAGAAGUUCCACACGAGGGUCCCAUGUGUGAUCUGUUGUGGUCGGACCCGGACGAUCGCGGCGGCUGGGGGAUAUCUCCACGUGGUGCUGGCUACACCUUUGGGCAAGACAUUUCUGAAACAUUUAACCAUGCCAAUGGUCUCACACUGGUCUCCCGUGCUCACCAACUUGUCAUGGAGGGUUAUAACUGGUGCCACGACCGAAACGUGGUGACCAUCUUCAGCGCGCCCAAUUACUGUUACCGCUGUGGGAACCAGGCUGCUAUCAUGGAACUAGAUGACACUUUAAAAUAUUCCUUCCUCCAGUUCGACCCAGCACCUCGUCGUGGAGAGCCCCAUGUUACCCGUCGCACCCCAGACUACUUCCUAUAAACCUCUCCUGACCUUAGCAGAAGGAAGGACAGCCUGGCAUCUGAAAAGAGCAACAAUCUGAACACCUUUCUGUGAGAAAUCAGGGUUCGUCUCAGCUGCAGAAGCCCCAUCAUGGACCAAAAUGUGCCAUACCGAGGACGAAGAGCGCUCAGCACAACUUGAGACUGAAUUCCUUCCACCACUCUCUUUCUCUCUCUGUCUCUCUGCCCUAUCCCAUCAGCCCAACACAGUCGGUUUGCCUGCUGUAUUCGUAGUCGUUGGGUUUGGGUUUGGUUGGUUUGGUUUUGGUUGGUUUCUGGGUUGUUUUUUCGGUUUGUUUUGUUUUCUUCUGGACUGCUCAGAGAGGAUGAGGU
Messenger RNA from Dryobates pubescens (Downy woodpecker), 1444 nucleotides. It is a transcript of the gene PPP2CB, whose product is annotated as protein phosphatase 2 catalytic subunit beta. Gene Ontology annotation, cellular component: cytosol. Gene Ontology annotation, molecular function: protein serine/threonine phosphatase activity. Bases 162 to 1091 code for a protein of 309 amino acids. The record is from RefSeq and is a predicted model, not a curated record. Gene Ontology annotation, biological process: peptidyl-serine dephosphorylation; mitotic cell cycle. Lineage: Eukaryota; Metazoa; Chordata; Aves; Piciformes; Picidae. The transcript is spliced from 7 exons.